Dipodomys ordii (Ord's kangaroo rat) is the source of this 363-nucleotide messenger RNA. RefSeq names its product collagen alpha-3(V) chain-like. The transcript is spliced from 3 exons. The annotation marks the transcript as partial. Gene Ontology annotation, molecular function: extracellular matrix structural constituent. NCBI's taxonomy places the organism in Eukaryota, Metazoa, Chordata, Mammalia, Rodentia, Heteromyidae. The record is from RefSeq and is a predicted model, not a curated record.
GGUUCCUCUGGUCCCCGCGGAGACACUGGGCCCGCAGGUCCUCCUGGACCUCCAGGUCCCCCUGCGGAGCCGCUCAGGCGUCUUCGCCGUGCUGCCCUGGGCUUCCCCGAGAGCGGCCUGGAGGAGGUGCUGGCUUCGCUCAACUCCCUGAGCCUGGAGGUGGCGCAGCUGCAGCGCCCGCCGGGCACGGCCGAGCGCCCAGGCCUGAUGUGCCACGAGCUCCACCGCCAGCACCCGCACCUGCCCGACGGGGAGUACUGGAUUGACCCCAAUCAGGGCUGCGCGCGGGACGCGUUCCGCGUUUUCUGCAACUUCACGGCGGGAGGGGAGACCUGCCUCUAUCCGGACAAGAAGUUCGAGACC